AAGACCGGAUCGGAUCAAGACCGGACUGCAUCCAAUCCAAUCUUUGGUCCUUAUAUUUUUUAAAAAGACCGGACUGGACCGGAUCAAUUUGGGCCAAUUUAACCUGACCGGACCGUAUAGCCACCCCUAGUUGAGGACUUUGGACCUCAGAUGCUUGCGGCGAGUCCUAAAAGGACCAAGAAUCAUAAGAAUAGCCGAGGCAAUGAAGAAGCAACAAAGAAAAAUAACAUUAAUGAGGAAGGAAGAAACUCUGGAUCACGAUUCACUGUUCUGGAAGUUGAAGGGAAGGAGGCAGAGAAAGAUGGGAACAUGGAAGUCAAGUCCCCAACAACGAGCAGGAAGGAAGAGCAACAAGAUAGGGCCUCCCUUGUCGAGGAUCUCAUAGUUGAAAAAUUGAUUUCUCCCUUGACCAAGGGAAUGAGCAGAAUGGAAAAUGCACAACUACCCUUAGUAGAGCCAAUGCAAUGUGCCACAUGGGAGGGAGAGGCGGCCAUGACCGCCGAGCUUUGUUGAUCUCCAACCUUUGGGUUGUGCAUGGAAGUUAUUAAUCAUCACCCAUAGUUAAAAUCUUCUCCUAGAAUUGCAGGUUUAACCGCAAAACCGCAAUCGUUUUCCUAGCCCUGGCAGGAAAGCUAGAACCAUCCGGAAGAAAUUCCACAAGGAUGCUACUAAAAACAGAAGAAUGAAUUUCAACGAAUGGCUGACUUCCAAUAUCAGACAAGAAGAAACAACUACUAUGUUUGGCAUCAUUUGCUGGUAAUUAUGGAAACAAAGGAAUGAAGAGGUCAUGGAAGGACGUGUCUUCUCCAAAGAGGGUGUUUUUGCAAGGAUCAAGGUAUGGUUCAACAUUGUUUGUCAGACUCAUGCCAAUUUCCAAAAGACCACAACCAUCAACCAAAGGAAGAAACACAACUGUUGUGUGGGAUAGAAACUACUAGAUGAAGGGUGGAUCCAGUUGCAAUCGGAUGGUUCUGUCUUGUCGCCAAGUGGAAGAACAACAAUAGGAGGUUUUUUCAGAGAUCGCCUAGGGAGAUGCUUGGUAGCCUAUGUCUGCAACCUCAGUCGAUGCCCAAUCAUUGUCGCUGAAUUACGAGGAGCUUUGGAGGGAUUGAAGAUUGCUUGGAAGGAGGGCUACUGGAAGAUCCUCCUCCACAUUGACUCUACUACGGCUAUCAACAUCAUUAAUCACAAAAAUGAAGAUGAUCAUCGUCAUGGACGUAUUGCCAGGCAUUUGAGCUACCUUUUGGAUCAGCAAUGGGACGUUAGAGUGUCCCAUGCGUAUAGGGAAGCCAAUUUCGCUGCCGAUUUCUUGGCUAGCAAGGCACAUGAUUAUGAUUAUGGCACACAUCCUUUCAAUGUGUGCAAUAGGGAAUUGAUCCAAUGGAUCAAUCAUAUGUAAUGGGAACCUCCCAUGAACGUGUUAUUGCUAAUGUGAUUUAGACGCUCGACGUCUGCCUUUCAACCAAAAAAAAAAAGGAAUCAUUCCAAAGAAGGUACUAGCCACAAAAACAACCGUAAAAUAUAUGUUUAUAGAAGCUUACAUUAGAUGCAUGACAAACAGAAUCAUGUCACCAUCGACUGAAGGUGGCUGAAGCCGAGAGUGAUAUGAUGACGUAGUCAUGUUGGGUUGAAGGCGACGACAUGGUGGGUUGAUUCGGAAUAGAGAGGCGGAGCAGUGAAGCAGAGGAGGUCUAGUGAAGUCGACAAUCCGUAGAGUGAAGGCCAAGUGCUAAAGUGAUUUGGGAAGUUAGGAUUUUGUGAGGCUAUCAAUUACAUUUUAACCCUCUUCUUGUUUUUAAUUGAACUUUCUACCAUUGAAAAAUUACAAAUGGCUACUGUUUGAGCCUAGAAUGUACUAAGCAGUUUGAUGAGGCACGAGCGAAACUUAUAUUCUUGAUGAUGGGUGGUGCUCCAGAGCCCUGCAAAACAAGAGUCCGUGGGCGUUCGCCCGGGACACCCUUUGAUGGUUAAGUUAGAGAUAGAAUUUGAGAAUGUGUUUGUGUUUAAAGAGCAUAGUUAGUAAAAUACGAUACGGGAA
Messenger RNA from Linum trigynum, 2038 nucleotides. Lineage: Eukaryota; Viridiplantae; Streptophyta; Magnoliopsida; Malpighiales; Linaceae. The record is from the annotation of a GenBank genome assembly.